GCAUGUAAAUUUACUUUACUAUAAAGCCUUGCCUAUUGCCUUGGGAUAUUCAUUGUAGCUGCUUUAACGGAUGUUUCUUCGCCAAGACGUCAAUAUGUUUUAGUCGCUGACAAAACUAUGUUAUAUCAGGGUUUCUAGCGUGGUGGUUACGUUUGAGACAGUUUGCUAAUCAGCUAAUAGUUAGCGAAAUUGAAUGGGAAAAUGCCCACCAGGACAUCGAUUAUUUCAUUUUAUGUAGUAAUUUUAGUUUUACAAGUGCAUUACAUGUACACUAAAGAUCUAAAAAGUUCUUGCUCAACAUGCAGACAGAUUACAGACAAUUUCAACAAGGGUUUUGAUAGAACGGUUAAGCAGAAUUUUGGUGGUGGAAAUACAGCAUGGGAGGAGAGGAAAUUGUCAAAAUAUGAGACCAGUGAGAUCCGUCUGGUGGAGAUUCUUGAAGGUCUGUGUGACAGCAGCAGCUUUGAAUGCAAUCAGAUGGUCGAAGAGCACGAAGACCAGUUUGAAGCUUGGUGGUUCAAGAGGAAAACCAAGCACCCUGACCUUUUCAAAUGGUUUUGCAUUGAGACCAUCAAAGUAUGCUGUCCUAGCGGAACAUUUGGCCCAGACUGCAAUGGCUGUGUUGGAGGAUCAGAGAAACCUUGUCAUGGUAAUGGCCAGUGUGAUGGUGAAGGGACAAGAGGAGGCAAUGGCAAGUGCAAUUGCAACCUUGGAUACAAAGGGGAACUCUGUCUAGACUGCACUGAUGGAUACUUCAAUGAGGAAAAAAAUGACACAUUCUCUCUUUGUACAGAGUGUCAUACCUCUUGUAAGAUCUGCACAGGCCCCACCAAUAAGGACUGUGAUGACUGCAAAGAUGGAUGGGAGGAGGAUGAUGAUGAGGCGUGCAUUGAUGUUGAUGAGUGUACUGAGGAUUCCUCCUCAUGUAAAGAGGAUCAGUAUUGCUUAAACACUCCAGGCUCUUACUCCUGUAAAGCUUGUGACAAGGUGUGUUCUGGCUGUAAAGGGCCUGGUCCUGACCAGUGUCUAGCCUGCUCGGAAGGCUUCAUGGAGGAGGAAGACAAAUGCACCGAUAUGAAUGAGUGUGAUCAGCCUGAAUCUGUAUGCGCUGAGGAGCACCAAGAGUGCCUCAAUACCAUUGGAAGCUACAAGUGCCAGUGUGCUGAAGGUUUCCAUGAAGAGGAUGGAGCCUGCAAUCCAGCUGCCACAUUAGAGGAGAAUCAGCAAUCGUCUGAGGAUCAGCCUGCGGAGCAUGAGGACCUCUGAUUUUUAAUUUCUGGAUUGAACACAAGGGGGCGCUAAAGCACUGUGUUGGCCCCUCAUGAGCAGCAUGUCUUGUCAAAAUAGCAUGUCAUGUGCUGAAUGACGCUUUGGACAAUAUGGCCCUCACUGAACUAAACUGCCUCAAUUCAUGCCAAUUUUAUACCAGGAACUGGCCCAUGGAACAGUGGUCAAAUCUGUCUCAUUUUCUGAGUGUAAGUUGUUUUUGCUGCCCUGUCUCUAGGAGGAAACAUUGUUUUUCAAGCCAAGCCAACCUUUUAAUUGUUUUAAUAAGAGGUCUUAUUGUGUUUGUAACCAAGCAGCUAGUAAUAUUUUCCUCCUUUGUCCCUCAUCAAAGGGCAGUGAAAACAGCAGCUCUGUUGGUUUUAGAAUGAACACCAGAUGGCAGCAUAGCCCAGAAAAAAGGAAAGUUGGAAGAAAUGGAAAUUUACUGAGAUUAAAUAAAGAAAACAUGAAAGAUGAAGAUGUUUUUAUAGGGGAAAAGUUCUUAUGAUGUUCUACUCGCAUUGUGUUGAAUUACCUAGCCCCUAUGUGAAGAUGUUAUCUCAGAUGGUGCAUGUCUCAUGGCAAUGAGCUGCUUUGUUUGUAGUUGCUUGACAGACUGCUCCAAGAGUUGGGUUAAGAGCUUGUUGUAACACAUCCUUGAACCGGAGCUUUCAACUGCAGAUGUAAUCUCUCAAUUCCCCCUUAUUUACCCUCCACUGUCUGCGUAAUAAUUCUUUUUCAGUGAAACAUACUCUUAAAACAACUCAUUUGAAACAACUCAUGAGUAAGGUCGGAGGUUUUUGAACAUAUAUAUAACCUGAACUUUAAAUUAGACUCUGUAUGCCAUGUAUGGAGUAAAUCCCUGGGGAACAGUUAUAUAUGCCCUGAAAGCCCACUGAAGCUGACUGGUAAAUCUUAAACUGAGUGCAGCAUAGCUCUUCCCUCUGCUUUGUUGUGGUUGUGCUCUGCCAGUAAUGCUCAGCUGUGGUGCAUGUGGUCUCACUCAGGCCAUGGUGACCACAAGGACACUGCCAACUCACCCAGAGCAUGCUGGGAUGUCGGUGCUCAGUGCAUAUAUGUCUUUGGGCAAGCGGAAGAGGAAGUGGAACUGACCCAAAGUGAGACCCAAGACCUUGUUCAGAUGGAGCCCCUCAGGUAAAGCUCCCUGGUGGUGGAGAGGGAGCUAGAGAGAGAGAACAACCCCCCCUGUCUCUCUGGCACAGGUUCACCCCAUCUCCUCCCACUCUGGGACUUGGACUCUGACUGAGGUGCAGCUGUGCCAUGUGCUUUCGUUCAGGACUUUGUGUGUGAUGUGGUCACCUCCUUCCCUCUCGUCCUCUCUGUUGUGGCUACACGCUUUGCCUACUCGGAGCUCCACAGCGAAACACCAUCAAUAAAGUUGGACAAACCUGUGACUAUA
Messenger RNA from Alosa alosa (allis shad), 2686 nucleotides. RefSeq names its product cysteine-rich with EGF-like domains 2 (gene creld2). The transcript has 10 exons. Lineage: Eukaryota; Metazoa; Chordata; Actinopteri; Clupeiformes; Clupeidae. Bases 202 to 1266 code for a protein of 354 amino acids. Gene Ontology annotation, molecular function: calcium ion binding. The record is from RefSeq and is a predicted model, not a curated record.